This is a messenger RNA of Oncorhynchus masou masou (cherry salmon), 5930 nucleotides long. RefSeq names its product isthmin 2a (gene ism2a). The record is from RefSeq and is a predicted model, not a curated record. NCBI's taxonomy places the organism in Eukaryota, Metazoa, Chordata, Actinopteri, Salmoniformes, Salmonidae.
GUGGUGUCUGCGAAGGUGACUGGGACUGAACAGAUGGUGACAGAGAGAGAGAGAGAAGCAGCGACGAAUGUAGAUGACAAACGAUUAUUCUCAAGCAGUCAAUAGAAGAGGUUCCUUACAACAGGCACAGCAGAGCGCAUGCGAGCAUAUUUGAGUUAGCAGCAUUUAAGGUUAGAGAAAGUUACUUAUUAAAAUUCGGGAUAAACUCAAGUCCAUUUAUUUCAAAGGAGUAUACUAUAAGGUUGUAAUAGCAGGACCGAAGAAGCGUGUACGGAAAGCGAGCAAGUAAGGAGACGAAGCGUCUGGACAGUGUAAAGUCAAGGGAGGAUAGGUAGGCAACAUAGCUACCAGCCGAUAGCCUGAUCUAGUUCUGAACGGUUUUGUUACAAGACUAAGACUGGAUAUUGGCGGGAGAAGAGCCAACGGGAAUUAAUGAUCACAGUGCAAAAUAUUUUAAGUAACCUUUGAGCGUCAACGUUGGAAGUUACCUAAUGGCGCAUUUGGGGAGCAAAGAGCACAGAUGAGACGCAUCAAAUUGGUUCAAAAUUCAGCUCCAGCUCUGAAAGCUGAGUUCACGUUCAAACAACAUUGGAUUAAGAAUCGUAUAUCGCAAAGUCUUACAUAUUGAUUUCGGAUUUAUAUUGAUUAUAUUUAGGCUAUGGAUCAGAGGCGAGGGUUCUGAAAACGUGUCCAGCACGCCGAGCGGCUUCUAAAUAUCUGCUGUUGCUUUCCACACCGACCACAGCAUCGCAACACCAGCAAACACCGACGAAACCAACAGCUGUUGUCCCAACUUGGAAAAGACAUGCAGAAGAUGCACAGGAAGGUUAACCUGCUGUGGGUAGUCUUCUUGACGAUGACUCAGGUGUCAAUCAAGAGCUUCCCCACCAACAGUCACAAAGGUGCAGUCCCCAAUGACAGGAGCAUUGCGACCACGGAGGCUAGCCCGGGUGGCGAUGUGGGUGAGACUCUGGAGGACCUCCAGCAGCAGAACCAGCUCCAGAGCCUGGCAUCAUCCAACCCAUCCUCUCAGAGACCCCGACGCCGUGGCUGGUCCCAGGGGGUUCUGCCCAAACCAGAACCAGAGGAGGACCCAGAACCCUUCAUCCUGGACCUCAGGAACUUCCCUGAGCUGGCCAACGCAGACUUGGGAUCUCACAACCCUAAUAUACAGGUGACCAUCGAGGUGGUGGAGGACCCACAGACAGAGAUGGAGAUGGACCUGGCCAAGGAGGGGGGGGAGGGGGGCCGCAACGACUGGUCCCUUUCAUCGGAGGAGUGGCUGGGCCACAAGAAGCUGUUCUGGCCUCUGUUCUGGGAGUACCCAGACCAGGCUGAGAGUGGGCCUGGCAGCAGGGCCAGCCUAGAGGAACAGGAGCAGCCCACAGAGGACUAUAACUACAACCCUGAGGAGCAGGAACCUGUGCUUAGUGGGACCGGGGGGACAGGCGUGGGUGGGGGCGGCUGGGGCAGCCGCUGGAGCAUCAACAAGGGAUGGGACUCCAAGGAGAACUACGAGUACGAGGAGGAGGAGUGGAGCGCCUGGUCACCAUGCAGUGUCACCUGUGGCCACGGCAACCAGAAACGUAUCCGUUCAUGUGGUUACGCAUGCACGGCGACCGAGUCCCGGACCUGUGACCUGGACAGAUGCCCAGAUGACCUGUUAGCAGUGACUGAGCUGAUACCUCUGGAGACAACAAAUGGCACUGACUCCCUUGACACAAACGUGGACAGCUGUGAGAAGUGGCUGAGCUGUAAGAACGACUUUCUCCAGAAGUACCUCCACCAGGUGCUGACCGAACUACCCAGCUGCCCCUGCUCCUACCCGUCCGAGGCCGUCUACAGCGCAGUCAACAUCUUCGACAAGACUCUGCGUAAGACCUACCGCUGGCGUGACGCCUCCGGCCCCAAAGAACGGCUAGACAUCUACAAGCCCUCCGCCCGCUUCUGCACACGCUCCAUGCUCUCCUUCGACAGCACCACGCUGGCCGCGCAGCACUGUUGCUACGGUGAUCACAUGAAGCUGAUCACACGGGGGAAAGGGGCAGGCGCGCCAAACCUCAUCAGUACGGAGUUCUCACCGGAGCUGCAUUACAAAGUGGACGUGCUGCCCUGGAUCCUGUGUAAAGGGGACUGGAGCCGCUUCCACUCUGUGAGGCCGCCCAACAACGGGCUGCAGUGUGCCCACAACCCCACAGAGGAAGUGUACCAGGCUGAGCUAGAGGAGGCCCGUGAGUACUGAGGGAGGAGAGGGGGAGGAGUACUGAGAUCCUGAGUGGGGAGAGACACACGUGGUUCCAAUGGCUCUAUUGGAUUUGGGCAUGGGCCACAUACUGAAUAUAUUGUGUUAACUAUCAGUUGCUUUGGAUGAAAGGAGACCUGGACAUCCCCUCCCCUUUAUUCAAUGUUUGGUCACAUUGUGGCACAGAGUUUAGUGAACACCUACAUUUUUCUAAUCAGGCUUGACCCAUCCAAAAUUGAGUCAAGUUGAAUACUCUUUUUUAAUUUUUUUUAUUUAUUUUUAAGUUGAAUACUCUUAUCUGGUGUGCGUGGGAAAACUCUAUGAUCGUCACGUCUUAAUGGCGCGUUGUUAUGACAUCAUCACCAUCAAGCAUUUCCUCAUUGGAUGACUCAUCAGAAUCCACCUGCCAAUUGGAAUAUGCUUUCCCGUGGAUGACUUACUGUGGUGUUACGGGAAGAGAAAAAACAACUAUUUUCUAACUGGUAAUUUAUUGCUUGUGAAAGUCCGAAUUUUGGAGAGCGUUUUUUUGGGGGGGGCUACACUCAAAAAAACAAGAAGAAAAAAACACUGGUUUGUAAACGUUGGGAAAUUUUAAAGAGGGAGAGACUGCAAUGAGAUUGUCCUAGUUCUCUCUGACACCCCUCAACCCACCACCCCAUAGACUCACAUGUGCUGCUGCUAUUGAGAAAAUGGAUGGGGGGAUGGGUACAGAGGGAUGGGAUGGCUCAGGGGUUGCCAUGAGCUGUUCCAGAACCCCUGAGGGAACAUGGAGGAACAUGGAUAGUGUAUUUAUUGGACUCAUAUUGGGCCUGUGUUGUAUUUACUCAAAUACUCUGAUGUCUCAUGAAAGGAAUUCCUGUCAAGCUGCUAAAAUGGGGAUGAAUUCAACACAGAAUGUUAGUUGUUGUUUGUCUUAGACUUGAAGCUCUCUCUCACAAUCUCUGUCUUCUUUCUAUCCACCUCUCUCUCCCUUCUCUCUCUCUCUCUCUCUCUCUCUCUCUCUCUCUCAAUCUCUCUCUAUUUCUCUCCCCAGCGCUCUCUCUCUCUCCUGGCCCCACUCCAGUCGGAAGACAAAAAACAGACUGAUCAAGCACAGGCCCAAGAUGCAUUGUGCUUUUCUUACUUUCUUAUUUCCUGUCAAGCCACAUAUUUCUUUGGAGAUGUUGACCCCUGGAACUCUAUUGUGUUAUUCAUCCAGUCAUAUCCAGUAUCAGAGGACCAGAUACUCAUCCUCCUGAGCCAUUUGGCCGUAAUGCUCCGUCAGAUAAAGUUGCAUUGGGUCAUGGUUAGCUAAUCCUGGGGGAAACAUAAAAAUACAUUGUUGAAGGUCUCUCUGUCGCUCUCUCUCUCUUUCUCUCUCUCAUCGACAGACAUACCGCUUGUUUUCCUCCUAAGGAUUGCUCCAUCGUUUAAUCUGAUCCAUAAUUGAAUCGUAUUGAGAUGUUUUCCUUUUAUCGCCUGUUAACAAGUCACGGUGUUGCAUUCCUCGCAACCCGAGACACCCGGAGAGACAGUCGUAGAUUUGCCGGUGGAGAGGGAGAGAGGAAAACCCUUGGUAGGGGGCCUUGAAAGGAGAGAGACACUUGGACUCUCUAGGGGUGAGGGGGAAGAUGGAGUGAGGCUGGAGGUAGAAGUGAAGGUGCAGGAGAAGGCUGAGGGGAGGGGUGUCUGGGCUCAGUUGAUGCAUGGAGGUCCUUUCUCCAGAGAGGAGUGGGAGUUGAGCAGAGGGGAAGUGGAGAGACAUCUCUGUAAACAGUGGAACCCUUUGAAGAGCUCUCCCCUUCACUGGUGUCCAAGACCUGCUGACUCUCCCCCUCCACCCUGUCUUGAUGCCUGGUGUUGUUUUAAGGUCUUAAUCCUAACCCUGGUUAUCAGACUGAGUGCCAUUGAGAGAUGUUGAGGCUGAACACGUCCUGAAAGAAUAGUGUUGAUGGACAGCUCUCCCGCUCCACACUGCAAUGACAACAGCAGAAACAAAACACAACCUUUGGUGUUACACACUCAGUUACUCUCUCUUAUUUUUUUUGUACAUUUUAGUAAUUUAGCAGAUGCUCUUAUCCAGAGCAACUUACAGUAGUGAGUGUAUCCAAUCGUUAUACUUUUUCAUACUGGUCCCCCGUAGGAAAUGAAUCCACAACCCUGGCAUUGCAAGAGCCAUGCUCUACCAACUGAGCCACACAACUGAGCUUCCCUUUUUUUAUACUCUAAUUGCAGCCAGGUCACCCGUGAUACAAGUCCAUGUUCGAUGUCCAUCCACAUCUGACGAUGUCGGGAAAUUAUGUGUAAAUCGGCCACUAGGAGCAAUAGUGAGCACUGUUACCAAAGUAGGUUUUUGGUUUUGCUAUGGUGUUGUGGACAGGGAUUGGGUGUUGCAAGUUUGCAAGUUCAGAACCAGCAAUGGAAAGUCUUUUUGUUUUGAAGGGUAUCCCAAACCCCCAAACUUACCUUAACCAUUCAGAGUUAUUGCCUAACCUAAGAAUUUGGAGUUAAUGCCUAAGCUUAACCUUAAACACUUUGAAACUUGACAUUUGGAACAACUUCUAAAUUUGACGUUUAAGAAACAUGGAUGAAAGUCUAAUUCUGAUGUGAGACUGUGGGAGCCGGUAGCUUUCUUGCUCCUUUUCUCCUUCCCUCCUCUCUCUCUCCCUCGCCCUCAUCCAUGCCCAUUAAUAGCUGGCUCAAGUUGGCAUAGGGGAAUUCUCUGUAGGUUGUCAUCGGGCCGUCACUAAAGACAAACACAGACACACACACACACAGAGUCAGGCAGCCCUCCAGUAUUCCCUCAACAUCCUGCACUCUGCCAUAUCGAAGCCAGUUAAGCGAAUAGCGUUUAGAAACUUCACAGAGAUCCCAAUUCAUCAAGAUGCCAAUCACAAUAAGAACACAGAUGGCUGUAGUAGUUGGACUCAGACACACUGACGAACAUAAUAUGAGAAGAGCGUUACAGACUCUGGUAUGAACAAUGUUUUUUCCAUCAAAUUCUCUCAGAUGAAACAGCAGUAUGAAAUGCGUUCUCCUUCAUCUGUUGAGACACGGUGCUGGUAACAUUUGUCCACAUUCUCUGAUCAAAGCCUUGCCAUUUUUCACCCUUUUUCCCCCCUUAACCCCCCCUUCGGAGGACACAAAUAUAUUUUUUGUUUUUUACAGCAUUUCUGCUGUACAUACAUUGCACAUAUAGAUUUGACAUACAUUGUACUUUUAUAUAUAGCAAUCACAUGACAAUAAUACAUUACCGAACAUGAGCUCUUUGAUCCCACCCCUCAGCCACUCUCAGCCCAUCCCACCUAUCACUGCAAACCACCCUCGUUUGGUUUCAAUGUGCCAUAUAUUUUUCAAUUGUGCUGUGAUGUUUUACAUGGAUUUUGAAGAUUUUAAUCAAAUAGUAUCCAAAGCCUUGUCAUUGAAUGUGAUGUGUUCCUAUGGACUCAAACUGCCUUGACCAUCACAUUGUUGCUUCAUAUCACCACCAAACACACAGUCAAGUGAACACAGACAAAGUAAUGCAGUGAUUCAUAUGAGGAGUGUAUGUUGGGAUAUGACCAGUUAACCAUCCACAGUCCCUGGAAGGUAUCCAUUACUUCAUGCCAGACACAGUCAGAAUGGACUCAAUUAAAGAGGGAAUUUGUCCCAAAUGGCAGCCUAAUCUCUAUAUAGUGCACUGUAUUGGACCAGAACCCUAUGGGCAGGG